Molecule: messenger RNA, 2480 nt
Organism: Gadus chalcogrammus (walleye pollock)
Lineage: Eukaryota; Metazoa; Chordata; Actinopteri; Gadiformes; Gadidae
Gene: dgkab
Product: diacylglycerol kinase, alpha b
Exons: 24
Coding region: 102-2285 (727 amino acids)
Biological process (GO): lipid phosphorylation; diacylglycerol metabolic process; intracellular signal transduction
Cellular component (GO): plasma membrane
Molecular function (GO): calcium ion binding; ATP-dependent diacylglycerol kinase activity
Source: RefSeq, a predicted model, not a curated record
GCAAGUUACCUUUUCGAUAUCUACAAUUUGACAUUUAGGAGCGAAUUUUCGUUGAUUCACUUCUGACGGGGUUGAGCAAUACCCUGCACAAGCUGGCUACCAUGGCACAGAGUGAAGAUGCAGGGAGUGUUACGCCUGUGGACUUUAUCCAGUUACAGGAAUAUAUGGAAUAUAGUACUUCACGGGUGCAAGACGUGUUGAAGGAGUUUCAUUCAGGUGAUAAGCAAGGCCAGACCAAGUUCGAAGAGUACAUGGACGCAGCUGGCUUCGCACAGUUCCUCAAGACCUACCUCGAGGACGAGGAUUUCCCCGAGGAUCUCUGCGGACGUCUGUUUAAAUAUUUUCAACAUUUUGAACACGACGAGGCGGAAACCCCGAAAAGAGAAGAUGGGGUGUUCCUCCGUGACGUUUCCUGCUACUUCUCCAUACUGGAGGACGGGCAGCCGAGAGAGAAGUUAGAAUGUACAUUCAAACUUUAUGACCAAGAUGGCAAUGGACUUCUGGAUAGCUCUGAAGUGGAUCGUAUAAUUGCCCAAAUGAUGCGCGCUGCAGAAUAUCUGGGCUGGGAUGUGACUGAACUCAGACCAGUGCUCAAGGAUCUGAUGGGGGCGAUCGACGUGGACGGCAGUGGAAGUGUCAACCUGGAUGAGUGGAUUAAAGGGGGCAUGAACAACGUGCCUUUACUGGUGCUGUUGGGCCUCAAGAUGACAGAGAGGGAUGGACAGCAUAGCUGGAGGAUGAAGCAUUUCAACAAGCCGACCUACUGUAACGUCUGUCAGGGCAUGCUUCUUGGCCUGGCGAAGCAAGGACUCUGCUGCACUUACUGCAAGUACACAGUCCACAGUCAGUGUGCCAGCAAGACCGCUGAGCAAUGCCCUCCAACCUUCGUCAGGUCUAAGAAGGAGCUUGGUGUCCCAGCUCACGACUGGAUCAGUGCGGACUGUAGCUCCAGGAAGUGUAAGGUGUGCCACAAGAAGAUCAAGCACUUUGUAGGGAGCCGUUGCGUGUGGUGCCAAGAGAUGCGUCAUGACGACUGUUUGAAAUCUUGCGUGACGUGUGAAUGCGGAUUGCUGAAAGAUCACAUCCUGCCCCCAUGGGCCAUAUAUGCUUUCUCAGGGGACGAUAAUACUUCUAAUUCUUUAGAAGACACCAGUAUGUUCAAUGUUACCCCUGACGGACACAUCCUGCAGAUUGUUCCGGUCCCAGACAUCCACCCUCUGCUUGUGUUCGUAAACCCCAAGAGUGGUGGGAAGCAGGGGGAGAGAGUACUGAGGAAAUUUCAGUACCUUCUGAACCCUCGGCAAAUCUACAACCUGCGUAACGGAGGACCCGUCCCUGGACUAAAUUUCUUUCGCAGUCUGCACGACUACAGAAUCUUAGUGUGCGGUGGGGAUGGGACGGUUGGGUGGAUUCUGGACGCUAUAGACAAGGCGGAGCUCCCUGUGCGCCCCCCUGUCGCUAUCCUCCCCCUUGGCACGGGGAACGACCUGGCCCGCUGCCUCCGCUGGGGGGGAGGGUACGAUGGCUCGGAUCUGCGCGACGUCCUGAAGGACAUUGCUGGCAGCGUGUUGGCGCCGAUGGACCGCUGGACCGUCCAGGUCAUCCCAGACGACCCCACGGAAGACGGAGACCCCGUGCCGUACCCGAUCAUAAACAACUACUUCUCCAUCGGGGUGGAUGCCUCCAUCGCUCACCGCUUCCACCACAUGAGGGAGAAGCAUCCGCAUAAGUUCAGCAGCAGGGUGAAGAACAAACUCUGGUAUUUUGAGUUUGCCACGUCCGAGACAAUAUCUGCAUCCUGCAAGAAUCUGAAAGAUUGUCUAACCAUUGAGUGCUGUGGCGUGCCGUUAGAUAUCACCUCCCUUUCUCUGGAAGGCAUAGCAGUGGUCAACAUACCCAGCAUGCACGGCGGCUCCAACCUCUGGGGCGAGUCGAAGAAGGCGGACAAAUCCAGCCAUCAUGCGUUGGACAAGUCUGCGGAGGUCAUCACCGACCGGGAGCUGCUUAAGACACGCUCUCAGGAUAUGAGCGAUAAGCGUUUGGAGGUGCUGGGUCUCGAGGGAGCCAUGGAGAUGGGUCAGAUCUACACAGGGCUGAAGAGCGCCGGUCUGAGACUCGCGCAAACCCCCCAGAUCACUAUCAAGACACUCAAACCCCUUCCCAUGCAGAUUGAUGGGGAGCCUUGGAUGCAACCUCUCUGUACUAUCCACAUUACUCACAAAAACCAAGCUAACAUGCUCAUGGCUCCACCAUCCAAACGAUCCGGGUUCUUCCACCUGAAGUAGGGAUUCCCUGCUUGUGCAGUAAAUCUUCCUACUGUUAUCCAAUGGACACAAAGUGCAAAUCACCGUAGACAAAUAUGUAUGUAUAGGAUGUUUAGGAUCAAUAUCACAUACAUUUACAUUUCAUCUUUGCAUGCACCAAAACUCCCAAUUUAUUCACAACUGCUUAUAGUAAAUGUGUUCCCUUUUUUCAUUGAA